AUGACAUCCAAUAAUCCAUUAUCACUGGGCGACUUUUCAAAGAUUUCUCCACUUCCAGGUAUCUCUCCAAUCAACCCAGAGGGACAUGGUGAGUCCUUCUGGUCUUCCAAUCCUAUUUCUUCUUAUUUGAUUUCUGUAUACAACAAUAUCCAUUCUCAUAGGCAAACUCUUUCGUUGGUGAAUCCGGGGACAAUUGAGAAUUUGAAUAAGGAGGUGGCUCGUGAUGUGUUUUUGACGCAGUAUUUCUUCACUGGUCUUAGAGCGGACUUAAACAAGGCUUUUUCGUUGAAUCCUGCCUUCCAAACGUCUCAUACAUUCUCUAUGGGCUCUGAGGUGCUUCCAAAUUAUGCUUUUUCCGCUUUGUUUGCUAAUGACAAUUUGUUUAUGCAGGGAAAUGUUGACAAUGAUCUUUCAUUGUCUGGUCGAUUCCACUAUGGUUGGGACACCAACAAUGUUUCAAAAGUAACCCUACAGGUUUCUCAGGGCCAACCUAGUAUGUGUCAGAUCGAGCAGGAUUUCCAAGGUUCUGAUUUCUCUUUGAACUUCAAGGCGUUGAAUCCUUCUAUAUCUUCGAAGGGUGUGUUUUCCGGUGUUGCUGUUGGUUCGCUUUUACAGAGUAUUACGAGUAAUCUGGCCAUAGGUAUCGAAGCUGUGUAUUCAAGAGGUCAAAAUUCCAUGCCAGCAGACGCAGCUGUUUCGUAUGCUACUCGUUAUGUUUCUCCUAAGCAAGAUUGGAUCUUUUCUGGGCAACUUCAAGCUAAUGGUGCUUUAACGGCUUCCUUUUGGAGAAAAGUUGCAUCAAACGUGGAAGCUGGUAUCGAGUCCACCUUACAGGCUUCUAUGGUCCCUAUAAUGGACCCUUUAAUUGGCCAACCAAUUGGAAUUCAACCAACAAUCGAGGGUGCUACCACCAUUGGUGCCAAAUAUGAAUACAGACAGUCCGUUUUCCGUGGCUCUAUCAGCUCUGAUGGCAGAGUGGGCUGUUUCCUAGAAAGAAAGAUCUUGCCAACAUUAUCCAUUUUAUUCUGUGGCGAAAUGGACCAAUUUAAGAAUGAAUCCAAAUUGGGCUGUGGUUUGCAAUUUGAAACAGCUGGUAGUGAAGAACUUUUGAUGAUGCAACAGGGAUUGGAUGCUAAUGGUAACCCAUUGCAGGCUCCGCCAUCUUAA
Eremothecium cymbalariae DBVPG#7215 is the source of this 1167-nucleotide messenger RNA. It is a transcript of the gene TOM40, whose product is annotated as TOM complex pore protein TOM40. Gene Ontology annotation, cellular component: mitochondrial outer membrane; mitochondrial outer membrane translocase complex. The coding region runs from base 1 to 1167 and encodes 388 amino acids. The transcript has a single exon. Gene Ontology annotation, molecular function: transmembrane protein transporter activity. Gene Ontology annotation, biological process: protein import into mitochondrial matrix. The record is from RefSeq and is a predicted model, not a curated record. Lineage: Eukaryota; Fungi; Ascomycota; Saccharomycetes; Saccharomycetales; Saccharomycetaceae.